AUGACGACGGCCGUGUCGCCGACUGUGACCGUGAGGGACAAUGGCGCAGGAGCUGGAAAUGGCACGGGCAGCGCAAAGCUGCCCGGACCAGCAUUUUACAGCACUGUCGUGUGCCACGUGGCAAGGAGCGGAGCCGGCGGCUGCAAGGCAUUGCCCGGGAUGUCAGCAGGCGAAGCAAGAAUCGACGACCCACGUUCAGAACUGUCAGAACUGACCAAAUCACUGGUAGGUGUGGAGUCGCUGCUGCCUGAGGAGCUGGAGGGCCUGGGGGACGGUGGCCGAGUUGGCUUCUGGGUGCGGGGCUUCGGCUUGCGUCGUUGUUUGGCGCACGGCUUGGGCCGCGAAGCGACCUUGGGUCGUGCCCUGGACUUGGGAGCCGCAACAGCCGCAGGGCUGGGGCAGCUUGACGAGUCGUCAUCCUCGUCGGCCACUGUGGUGCGAGCGGCACCCGUGCCAGUGGUUCUGGCUUUCGCGGCCGGCCUCUUAGGCAUAUUGCGAGCGUCACGCCGAGAAGUAUGCCCAGAACUCGCCUAA
Molecule: messenger RNA, 534 nt
Organism: Symbiodinium necroappetens
Lineage: Eukaryota; Dinophyceae; Suessiales; Symbiodiniaceae
Source: the annotation of a GenBank genome assembly